Molecule: messenger RNA, 418 nt
Organism: Drosophila sechellia
Lineage: Eukaryota; Metazoa; Arthropoda; Insecta; Diptera; Drosophilidae
Gene: Eig71Ef
Product: Ecdysone-induced gene 71Ef
Exons: 2
Coding region: 28-324 (98 amino acids)
Source: RefSeq, a predicted model, not a curated record
UUGAUUUACUUGCACGCAGACUUAAAAAUGCAAUCGACAAGUAUUAUCUGCGUCAUCUUGAUCCUGGGCUGUGUACUCAUUAAUGGACAAAGUCCUGACUGCCGUAAGUUAAGGGACACUUGCAAUCCUUGCAUCCGCAGACUCAAUAAUUACAUCAAUAAUGCGGAUUUCCUGAACAACGGAUGCCGUGAGAAAGUCCGUGGUAGAUACAUCUGGAAGAAUCAGACUAUCUGCAAUCUUCAAGUGAUCGCUUGCGGAGCUCACAAGAGGAAACUGAAUUGCUUGGUAAUAGCAGAGCUUGCUGGGAUGCCAAGGCGAACUUAGAAGAAUUCCCAACAGCAUUGUGAUUAAUUACCACAUGGGAGCGCAGCUAAAAUAUUAAAGUGAUUUUGUCCAAAUAAAUGCAUAUGUGAAGAGA